Molecule: messenger RNA, 1431 nt
Organism: Lycium ferocissimum
Lineage: Eukaryota; Viridiplantae; Streptophyta; Magnoliopsida; Solanales; Solanaceae
Product: RHOMBOID-like protein 2
Exons: 6
Coding region: 253-1257 (334 amino acids)
Biological process (GO): proteolysis
Cellular component (GO): membrane
Molecular function (GO): serine-type endopeptidase activity
Source: RefSeq, a predicted model, not a curated record
AAAAAAAAAAAAAAAAAAAUAUGUGCUCACCGCGUAUUCGUGUCUGAAAGAUACUUCCCAGCUGUUAAAAAUCCUCAAAAAACCCCUAAAGUUCCAAUCUUGAAAUUCAGUUUAAAGCCUUGUUCAUCUCUGCUUCCAAGCUACUUCUUCUGCCCUAUACACAUUCACACAUAAUAUAUAUAAUACCCAAUUCUUGAAAUUCAUUCUAAAGGUUAAUUCUUGAAGUUGUUAAAUUUUUUGAAGAAAUCAAGAAUGAUGGGUGAUAGAGAUCUGGAAAGGGGAGGUAACACAAAAUCAAGAAAUGGGACUUAUCCACCACCAACACAACCUGCCACGUCAUCAGCUUACUAUAUGGAGAAUUCUGAAUCACAAUGGACUUCUUGGCUUGUUCCUAUGAUUGUUGUGGCUAAUGUAGCUAUGUUUGUUGUUAUCAUGUUUGUUAACAAUUGUCCUAAUAAUAUUAACAAUUUUGGUAGAGGUCGCCAGUGUGUUGCUAGGUUUCUUGGCAGGCUUUCCUUUCAACCCUUACAAGAUAAUCCACUUUUUGGACCUUCUUCUUCCACACUGCAAAAAUUGGGAGCUCUAGAAUGGGAUAAAGUAGUGCACGAGCAUCAGGGCUGGAGACUUUUCACUUGUAUCUGGUUACAUGCUGGUGUUGUUCAUCUGCUUGCCAACAUGUUGAGUUUGGUUUUCAUCGGAAUUCGCCUUGAGCAGCAGUUUGGAUUUGUCCGUGUGGGGAUUAUCUACCUUUUGUCAGGAAUUGGUGGGAGUGUUCUUUCUUGCCUUUUCAUUCAACAGAGCAUCUCUGUUGGAGCUUCUGGUGCUCUAUUUGGACUUCUUGGAGCAAUGUUAUCUGAGCUACUUACUAACUGGACUAUAUAUACCAAUAAGGCUGCGGCUCUUUUCACUCUUAUUAUCAUCAUUGCGAUUAACUUAGCUGUUGGUCUUCUUCCUCAUGUUGAUAACUAUGCCCAUAUUGGAGGUUUCAUGAGUGGUUUUCUUCUCGGCUUUAUUUUGCUACUCCGACCUCAGUUUGGUUGGCUCGAAAGGCAACAUCUUCCAGCUGAAGCUCGCCUCAAGUCCAAGUUCAAAGUUUACCAAUAUGUUCUCCUGUUGAUUGCCUCGAUUUUGUUGAUUGUUGGAUUCACAGUGGGAUUGGUGAUGCUAUUUAGAGGAGUGAAGGCAAACGAGCAUUGCAGUUGGUGCCGUUAUUUAAGCUGUUUACGUACAUCAAGAUGGAGAUGUGAUAAUAACUAAAGAGCUUUUCUUUUCCGGCUAUGAUUUUAUUAAUUCUGUCUUUCUUUUUGCAUAGACUAAAACAUAUUGUUCAUAUGUUAUACUUUCACAUGUAUAGUGUCAAUAUGUCUGCUGGUUUUGUUGUGUGGAUAUAAUAUUAUAUAUAUUGUAAAUCUGUCUAUGAUUUUCGCUGAA